AUGUCUCUUGCGGACCAAAUGAAAACUUGGUUUGAGUUGGAGUCAUAUGGAGCCUUCAAGCAGGUAGAUGCCCGUUCCGCCGCCGACAAACGCGCUUUGUCCGUUUUGAAAAAUGACACAUUUCACGAUGGUGAGAGGUACAUUGUACCAAUGCUUUGGAACGAUAAAGAAAGUACUUUACCGAAUAACUAUUUUUCCUCCCUUGCUCAAUUAAAGUCUUUGGAAAAGAGGCUAGCUAAGGAUCCGUCGCUCCGUAAAAAAUACGCCGAAACAAUUAGAGAAGAUGUACAAAAAGGAUAUGUCAUAACCGUUAAGGCACAAGAUCCCAAAUCACGAGCCAAUCGUGAGUGGUAUCUCCCGCAUCACCCGGUGUUGAACCCGAAUAAACACGGUAAGGUGCGCCGAGUCGUCAAUGGGGCAUCGAAGUGUCAUGGCGCUUCCUUGAACAAAUCUCUGUGUCGACUACUUUGGGCCGUUCCUAGUUCCAAUCCGGAGAAGUUCGGAAAAGAGAUGGGUUUUUUGUUCACAUGUCUCACCACUAGAGCGGUGCAUAUUGAAGUGGUCCCCUCGCUCGACACAAGCUCUUCUGCGAUGGGCGUAGAGAGGUUUAUUGCACGUCCCGGUACUCCGACUACCAUCAAGUCCGACAACGGCUCGAUCUUUGUUGGCGCUCAGAAAGAGCUCUUAGCUUGCGUUGAGAGUUGGAACCAGCUCGCACCCGCUGUUUUUGUUCAGAAGGGAUCAAGUGGAAAUUCAAUCCACCCAGCGCACCGCACCAUGGUGACUCCUGGGAGCGAUUAG
Messenger RNA from Symsagittifera roscoffensis, 801 nucleotides. RefSeq lists its product as uncharacterized. Bases 1 to 801 code for a protein of 266 amino acids. Gene Ontology annotation, molecular function: nucleic acid binding. NCBI's taxonomy places the organism in Eukaryota, Metazoa, Xenacoelomorpha, Acoela, Convolutidae. The transcript is spliced from 2 exons. The record is from RefSeq and is a predicted model, not a curated record.